Penaeus vannamei (Pacific white shrimp) is the source of this 861-nucleotide messenger RNA. Lineage: Eukaryota; Metazoa; Arthropoda; Malacostraca; Decapoda; Penaeidae. The record is from RefSeq and is a predicted model, not a curated record.
AUGUUUACACUUGGACGGUUCCACAAUAGUUCAGCCUCAAUCAAGAGUCAAUUGAUGGGCCAAUUUAACACUCUUUCGUUCAUACAAUACCCGGAUGUGGGAGUUACACGGAUUCAUGAGAUAUUUUGUAAUUUUACUGUGCACUUUCAUGGAAUAUUAUUACAAGAACUGUUAAGACUUUGUGCUGGAGCGAUUCGCAAUCUAGUUAAUGCGUUACACAUUAAGCAUAAACAUGAAAUACUAGAUGUAAUAACAAAUUUCUUAGGGCUUAAGACCAGUUCCCAAGAGAAGUGUUCCUUCGUAGUCUCUAACACCCACGGUAAAAGAUCAUCGAGCAACCCCGGAGAAGGGCGGUCCAUCACGCCCACCCUACAGCCAGCCUUACCACGCCCACUUCUAGACAUCCUCCUGGACGCCCUAAGCUCAGCUACACGCCCAGGUGCCCAGAGUGCCGCCCAUUCUCAGUUCAGACAGAGGAUUCCCAGCGACUUCGCCGCCGCCAACGCCGCUACCCGCGCUCUGCUCCUGGAGGAUGUGAACGAGGCCGGCGCGCGUGCCAUGGCGGAUGGGAACGAGGACUCCGGUUCCUUCGCUUACGCUCCUAACGGCCAAGAGACGGAGGAUGCUGUGUUUGUCUUUUCUCCCGUGGAAGAUUACAGCGAAGCCCGUUACAGAAGGGAUGCUGGGAAUGCAUCUGCCAAGGACGUGGUCUUCGCCAAGGACGAGACGCUCCCGAAGGACUCCGAGUUGGAGGAAAAGGAAGGAGAGGAUGUCGCCCUCGAGGUCACACGGGAUGGGAAGAGGAGGAUGAGCACCCGCGCAGCACAGCCGAGGAGGAUUGUGGAUCUGCAUAUCCUGGCG